Molecule: messenger RNA, 3079 nt
Organism: Nematostella vectensis (starlet sea anemone)
Lineage: Eukaryota; Metazoa; Cnidaria; Anthozoa; Actiniaria; Edwardsiidae
Product: tetraspanin-33
Exons: 9
Coding region: 241-1038 (265 amino acids)
Cellular component (GO): membrane
Source: RefSeq, a predicted model, not a curated record
AUGUGACAUAUCGGCUCACAGAUCGGGUUUCUAAAACUUUGUGUUGUUGUCAACGAAUUCUUUUGGCGACUUGAACACCAUUCAUAUUGCUUGAUAUAUAUAGGUGGUUUUUCUGAUUAUUUAGAUGUAUUCUGGUAUAGGCUGUUGCAAAUCGCCGGCCUAAACUCGAAGAAAACUUUUGCUCUGAAAUUUUUGGUACUUAUUGAGUUGUUGACGUCUAAGCGCAUUUUCUGAUUCAAGAUGGACCUCCAUUGUCUGAGUAAAUACUUCAUCUUUACUCUGAACUUCAUAGUUUGGGUUGUUUCCAUCGUGUUUAUUGGGGUGGGGUCCUGGGCACAUUCUGAGAAGGACAUGUACAACACCAUGGGGAACUUGGUGGCAAGCCCAUCAAUCAUCCUUAUUGCGGUGGGCAUCUUUAUGUUCCUGGUUGCAUUCUGUGGAUGUAUUGGCGCUCUCCGGGAAAACAGAGUUCUUCUUAAAAUUUACAUGGUGGUGCUAGCUGUCCUCUUCACAUCAGAAAUAAUUGCUGGAUUCUUGUCAUUUUUCUUUGUUGAGGAGACUAGAAGCAAAGUGUCUUCAGCCAUCAAGCUCUUUGUGGUCCAUUAUCAAGAUGACCUAGACCUUCAAAAUGCCAUAGAUGGGAUUCAGAGUAACCUCAAGUGCUGUGGUGGUUACUCUUAUCACGACUGGAAUCAUAACAAGUACUUCAAUUGUAGUGCGCAGGCUGUCGAGGCAUGUGGUGUUCCGCAUUCAUGCUGUGUUGAGGAUCAGAUUAAUACUCAGUGUGGAUUUGGAGUUCGUAGAGAAAAAAGCGUACUAGAAGCAUCUAGCGUAAUCUACGUCAGGGGGUGUGUCGAUAGCUUAUCUGACUGGAUGGUGGAGAACCUGCACAUUAUUGGCGGACUUGCAUUUGGUUUCGCCGCAAUUCAGUUGCUGAGUAUUUUAGGAGCGAGUAAUCUCAUCAAGGACAUCGAGCAGGCGAUCGCCAUCAGCGAUAAGCUGCACGCAGAUGCGCAUAACGACUUUGUCUACACGUAAACUCACGCAGAUGCGCAUAACGACUUUGUCUACACGUAAACUCACGCAGAUGCGCAUAACGACUUUGUCUACACGUAAACUCACGCAGAUGCGCAUAACGACUUUGUCUACACGUAAACUCACGCAGAUGCGCAUAACGACUUUGUCUACACGUAAACUCACGCAGAUGCGCAUAACGACUUUGUCUACACGUAAACUCACGCAGAUGCGCAUAACGACUUUGUCUACACGUAAACUCACGCAGAUGCGCAUAACGACUUUGUCUACACGUAAACUCACGCAGAUGCGCAUAACGACUUUGUCUACACGUAAACUCACGCAGAUGCGCAUAACGACUUUGUCUACACGUAAACUCACGCAGAUGCGCAUAACGACUUUGUCUACACUUAAACUCACGCAGAUGCGCAUAACGACUUUGUCUACACGUAAACUCACGCAGAUGCGCAUAACGACUUUGUCUACACGUAAACUCACGCAGAUGCGCAUAACGACUUUGUCUACACGUAAACUCACGCAGAUGCGCAUAACGACUUUGUCUACACGUAAACUCACGCAGAUGCGCAUAACGACUUUGUCUACACGUAAACUCACGCAGAUGCGCAUAACGACUUUGUCUACACGUAAACUCACUCUUCUUGGCCAGAAAACGUCUGCAUGUCAACCGACGCGUGAAGACACGAAUGACGUCUACAUCAACUCGUGAACACACGCGUGAAAACGCGAAUGACAUUUACAUCUACACGUGAUGACACGCGUGUAGGCCCAACGUCUACGUAUCAACCCACGCGUAAAAACACGUAUGGUGUCUUCAUCUGUGCACGAACUCGCGUGAAGCUGCGAAUAAGGGCUAUAAAUCUAAACGUCAACACACGCAGGGAGCCUUAAAAGAAAUAAUGCGUCUACACGUUAACUCACGCGCGAGAGCACAAAUAGCUGCUACAAAAUCUAUAGGUGAACUCUUGCGUUAAGCCGCAAAAUGUAGAAAUAAUUGCGUGAGGCAAUCCCCAUCAACAACAAGCUACUCGCAGUUACACACGGUUAAGAAAACUAUACAUGCCGACCGACAAGCUUCAACCAAUUUCAAGCAAAUUGUUUUACAUGAUCUCACACGCGAUACACUAGGUACCAUAGUCUCGUUCGUUUACACGCGCGGUCUCGUGACACUACAGUUCUCAUACAAAGCAAUGGCCAGGGGUUUGUCUAUAGAUAAAUGCAGACUGGGAUCCAGCAGUAAUUCACUGACUUAGGAAUGGUUUGGAAAUGGCAGCUACUUCUCAUUAUACUUCACAAACCAUUUCGUAUCCGGAAAAUAAGUCACUACACACAUCUACAUAUCAGCGUUUUCUAUCCAAAUACACAGAAAAGUCAAAACUCAAUCACAUUCUAAACUAUUCGAGUCAUCUAGUCAAUCUAUUCGUCGGGUACCCACGUAAUGUCUCAUUUCUCCGAAUAAGUACUCGUCCUUGAUGCCGUACGCACAUCCUAAGGCAGACGUACUUUAGGGGAGUUGUUUUUUUAAAAGGAGUGUGGUCUCGCACGAGCAUCAGUGCCGUAACAUGUAUUGCAACAGGUCUUUUUUAUGGUGAUAAAGAUGAUAGCAAUGGUAGAGUGGUUUUCAAAAACCCGUGAAAUACUUGAUGAUAGAGUGGUUUUCAAAAACCCAAAACUAUUUAGUUUAUUAAGUACUACAGGGUCAUACCUUUGUUCUCUUUUGUUCUGGCUUGACUAUUACACCCAGAGUGGUUUUCAUAAACCCGUGAAACAAAGUGUGAUAGUCAAAGGGUAAUUGUCAGUAAAACACAAAAGGGAACAAUAGAAUCAGAUCACAACAAAGUGUAAUACGCUAAAGCGCAGUUAAUAAAAAUCACUCUAAACUAUUACAUUUUGUUGCACGGGAUUUUAAAAACCAAUCUAGUGCUUGGAUAAAGAUAGAAAGUAAGUACCACAUUAAUAUAUUGUAAUUAAAUUUUUCUAAUAAAUACAUAAUGUGAAACUGCAAAUAAUUCGAGCUUAUAUAAAUAAAUAUACUUUAUACCCUAAA